GAUCGAUGUGUUAAUUAUCUUGAUUGUGGUGACCAUUUCACAAUGUAUACAGACAUCAAAACAUCAUGUUUUAUGCUCUAAAUAGAUGCAUUUUUAUUUGUCAAUCACACCUCAAUAAGCUGGAGAGAGAGAGAGAGAGAGAGAACACAACCCACUUAAUAUGAAGUUCCAAACCAGCUUUAAAUCCCUGCAUUAAGAGAUAAGGUUGGGCAAAGGGAUAUAGAAAGAAGAGGACCAAAGUCUUCCCUCUGCCGAUAUGAAUUCAAGUAGAACUAGUUUUAAGUUGACUUUUACUGAAUGUUGUGCACCAAGUACUAUUCUAAGUCAUUUAAUUCUCAAAAACACCAUAUAAAGUAAAUACUUUGCCCCAUUUUACGGGUGAAGAAACUGAGACCCAAGGAGUUUAAGUGGCUAAUAAGUGGCAGAGACAAGGUUCAGACUGGCUGGCUGUCUCCAGAACCUGAGUUGACCAUUAAUCCUCCAAUGCUUUGACUAGAUUUGACUGUGUUUUCCAAUUCUGAAAGUCUAUGAUUCUCUGAUGUCAGGGCAUUACAAACCUAUCAUGACCCUCCUAAAUUUGUCAAGCCAGUUCUCAGUCUCUAUGAAUAUAGACCUAAUGAUACUUGCAGGGUCAAUAUUUAGGUCAAGAUGGGAUGAUUAUAAAGAAAAGAUAACGAGACGCCCGGAGCCAGUGAGGUGAGGACCAUGUUGCUUCUGAACAUCCUGCUCACCGGUACACCAGGGGUUGGAAAAACCACGCUAGGCAAAGAACUUGCAUCAAGAUCAGGACUGAAAUACAUUAAUGUGGGUGAUUUAGCUCGAGAAGGGCAGCUGUAUGAUGGCUAUGAUGAAGAGUAUGAAUGCCCCAUUUUAGAUGAAGACAGAAUAGUUGAUGACUUAGAAAACCAAAUGAGCGAAGGUGGAGUUAUUGUUGAUUACCAUGGUUGUGAUUUCUUUCCUGAAUGCUGGUUUCAUAUAGUUUUUGUGCUGCAAGCAGAUAACAGUGUAUUGUACGAAAGACUUGAAACAAGGGGUUAUAAUGAAAAGAAACUAAAAGACAAUAUUCAGUGUGAAAUUUUUCAAGUUCUUUAUGAAGAAGCAUUAGCAUCCUACAAGGAAGAAAUAGUACAUCAACUGCCCAGCAAUAAACGAGAAGAUCUAGAGGAUAAUAUCAAUCAGAUAUUGAAGUGGAUUGAACAGUGGAUCAAGGAUCAUAGCUCCUGACUUAUAAGACUGGCCACUUUACAACCACUCUUGUUAUAUCUCUGCCAUAAUGAAUAAAUUGUCCAGUUAUCAGUAAAAAAAAAAAAAA
Leptonychotes weddellii (Weddell seal) is the source of this 1312-nucleotide messenger RNA. NCBI's taxonomy places the organism in Eukaryota, Metazoa, Chordata, Mammalia, Carnivora, Phocidae. The record is from RefSeq and is a predicted model, not a curated record.